Gossypium arboreum is the source of this 1164-nucleotide messenger RNA. Its product is annotated as putative oxidoreductase C1F5.03c. NCBI's taxonomy places the organism in Eukaryota, Viridiplantae, Streptophyta, Magnoliopsida, Malvales, Malvaceae. Gene Ontology annotation, cellular component: cytoplasm. Gene Ontology annotation, molecular function: oxidoreductase activity. The record is from RefSeq and is a predicted model, not a curated record. Bases 1 to 1164 code for a protein of 387 amino acids. The transcript has 2 exons.
AUGGAUGACCGGCAACAACCUGAAUCGAAAAAGCGCGUGGUGGUCUGCGGGGAAGGCAUAAUCGGCAUUUGCACGGCUUAUUUCCUUGCCAAGAAAGGAGCAGCCGUCACUCUCAUUGAAAAAUCUUCAGUAGCUUGUGCUGCUUCCGGAAAAGCAGGCGGGUUCCUCGCCCUAGACUGGUGCGACGGUGGUCCUGUCGAAUCACUCGCGCGUGCUAGCUUUAAUCUCCACCGUUCACUCUCCGAAGAACUCAACGGCCCCGACUUGUACGGGUAUCGGCCCUUGACCAGUCUUAGCAUUACAGUAACUGAAUCAGGGCCUUCUUCUCCGUCCGGUUCCAAGUCGUCCGGUGAUUCUACGAUCCCAUCAUGGGUCGAUGGGCCGACACGUGGGCCUAGAACAAUCGGGACGACGCAAACAACAGCCCAAGUACAUCCUCAAUUAUUCACAAGAACUCUGUUAAACACAGCCGUCGAGAAAUAUGGUGUUGAGGUGGUGAUUGGGAAACUGGAGCAGCUACAUGUUGAGGAAUGGCGAGUUGGAUCGGUUGUACUCGAAGAGGGACGAGUUAUUGAGUCGGACUCGGUCGUUCUAUCACUUGGGCCUUGGACUGGAAAGUUUGAGAUGUUAGCUUCAAUGUUCGGAGUUUCUGGGCUUAAGGCCCAUAGUAUUGUUUUGGAGCCGAAAGACCCUGGUGCCAUAACGCCCCAUGCCCUCUUUCUUAGCUUUCAUCCGCAGGGCGGCAAAGCCAUGGACCCCAAAGUUUACCCUCGUCCAAAUGGGGAAGUUUAUAUAUGUGGGAUGUCAACAGAGGAAGAGGUGCCAGAUGAUCCAGAGCAAAUAGUAGGCAACCCAGCAUCAAUAGCGAUGCUAAAGAGAGUGGGUAAAAGUGUUUCGAGCCAUCUGAGGGAAGGAGAAGCGCGAGUGAAGGCAGAGCAAGCUUGUUUCUUGCCAUGCACCGACGAUGGGGUGCUGAUAAUAGGAGAAGUUCCAGGGAUGAAGGGGUGUUAUGUUGCCACUGGUCACAGUUGUUGGGGGAUACUCAAUGGUCCAGCUACAGGUGCUGCUGUGGCUGAGCUUGUUCUUGAGGGACGUGCUACCAUUGUUGAUCUUAGUCGGUUUAGUCCUGCUAGAUUUGUUGGGCGUAGGAGGGUUAAAGUUUAA